This is a messenger RNA of Marmota flaviventris (yellow-bellied marmot), 2476 nucleotides long. It is a transcript of the gene Klhl6, whose product is annotated as kelch like family member 6. Gene Ontology annotation, molecular function: protein binding. The record is from RefSeq and is a predicted model, not a curated record. Lineage: Eukaryota; Metazoa; Chordata; Mammalia; Rodentia; Sciuridae. Gene Ontology annotation, biological process: germinal center formation; B cell receptor signaling pathway.
GCUCAGCUUCUGCAAUGUGACCUGCCUGAAACUUGGGCGCUCCUUCAGUCAGGAUGUCCAUGGCGGGACAAAGGGGAUCCUGGACCAUGGGCGAUGUGGUAGAGAAGAGUUUGGAAGGGCCCCUGGCACCCUCUACAGAAGAGCCCUCCCAGAAAAGUGGAGAAUUGGUAGAAAUCUUAAAUGGGGAGAAGGUGAAAUUUGACGACUCAGGGCUGUCCUUAAUUCUUCAGAGCGGCCUGGAGACCCUCCGAGUGGAAAACGCUCUGACAGAUGUCAUCUUGUGUGUGGACAUUCAGGAAUUCUCCUGCCACCGCGUGGUGCUUGCUGCGGCCAGCAACUACUUCAGGGCCAUGUUCUGCAAUGACUUAAAGGAAAAGUAUGAGAAGAGGAUCAUCAUUAAAGGGGUGGACGCCGAGACCAUGCACACGCUCCUGGACUACACAUACACCAGCAAGGCGCUCAUCACCAAGCAGAACGUCCAACGGGUCCUGGAAGCUGCCAACCUCUUCCAGUUCCUGCGGAUGGUGGAUGCCUGCGCCAGCUUCCUCACAGAAGCCUUGAACCCAGAAAACUGUGUUGGAAUCCUGAGGUUGGCAGACACACACUCUUUGGACAGUCUAAAGAAGCAAGUUCAGAAUUACAUCAUUCAAAACUUUGUGCAGAUUCUGAACUCCGAGGAGUUCCUUGAACUUCCCGUGGACACUCUGUACCACAUCUUGAAGAGUGACGACCUUUAUGUGACUGAGGAAGCUCAGGUGUUUGAGACUGUGAUGAGCUGGGUCCGCCACAAACAGUCAGAGCGACUCUGCUUGCUCCCCUGUGUUCUCGAGAACGUGCGCUUGCCACUUCUGGACCCAUGGUACUUUGUGGAGACGGUCGAAGCAGAUCCUCUCAUCAGACAGUGCCCAGAGGUCUUCCCACUGCUCCAGGAAGCCAGGAUGUACCACCUUUCUGGCAAUGAGAUCAUUUCGGAGCGCACCAAGCCCAGGAUGCACGAAUUCCAAUCUGAGGUGUUCAUGAUCAUUGGUGGCUGUACAAAGGACGAACGGUUUGUGGCAGAGGUAACCUGCCUGGAUCCCCUGAGGCGCAGUCGCCUGGAGGUGGCCAAGCUCCCAUUGACUGAGCAUGAGCUGGAGAUUGAGAAUAAGAAGUGGGUGGAGUUUGCAUGCGUGACAUUAAAAAAUGAGGUCUACAUCUCAGGUGGCAAAGAAACACAGCAUGAUGUUUGGAAAUACAAUUCUUCAAUCAACAAGUGGAUUCAGAUUGAAUAUUUAAACAUCGGCCGCUGGAGGCAUAAAAUGGUGGUGUUGGGUGGCAAGGUCUAUGUCAUUGGAGGUUUUGAUGGCUUACAGAGGAUCAACAAUGUGGAGACCUACGACCCCUUCCACAACUGCUGGUCGGAGGCUGCACCCCUCCUUGUCCAUGUCAGUUCCUUUGCUGCCACCAGCCACAAGAAGAAGCUCUAUGUGAUUGGGGGAGGGCCUAAUGGAAAACUGGCCACAGACAAAACUCAGUGUUAUGACCCUUCCACCAAUAAAUGGACUUUAAAGGCAGCCAUGCCUGUGGAGGCUAAAUGCAUCAAUGCAGUGAGUUUCCGGGACCGCAUCUAUGUUGUUGGAGGGGCCAUGAGAGCGCUGUACGCCUACAGCCCUCUGGAGGACAGCUGGUGCCUGGUGACGCAGCUCAGCCACGAGCGGGCCAGCUGCGGCAUCGCGCCCUGCAACAACCGGCUCUACAUCACCGGCGGGCGGGACGAGAAGAACGAGGUCAUCGCCACUGUACUGUGCUGGGACCCCGAGGCUCAGAAACUGACGGAGGAGUGCGUCCUGCCCCGGGGGGUGUCGCACCACGGCAGCGUCACCAUCAGGAAGUCCUACACCCACAUCCGGAGGAUCGUGCCCGGAGCUGUGUCUGUGUGACUGACAAGGGACCCUGGAGGGCGCCACCGGAAGCACUUAGUUCUACCUUGCGCCCUUCAUCCGUGUCCACCCGCAGGCUCCGCUUGUGUUUAAGGCCAUGCAUCGGGAGCGCACCCGGCUUGCUCUGGGGCACCUAGCAAGUCACAACUUUGGAACACUUGAAAAUGGCCAGGAAUGUUUGCAUGACCUACCUCAGGAGGAAGGAUGGAAGAAGAGUAAUAUUUAACAUUUGCGACACUUCUACCCUAUGCCAGGUCUUUUUCUAUAUUAACUCAUUUAACCAUGGGAAUGACCGCCUGCUGGGAUAUUGUCACUCUAGUCUGAGAAGAAACUGAGUUUCAGAAAGGUCAAGUGGCUUGCCCCCGGGUACUCAUUUAGCAAGUAGCUAUGCCAGGAGUAUAAACCCAAGUCUUUCCAGUUCAAAGCCAAUGUCCUCCCCACCAUGUGCCUAACUGAGAGGAGGAAAAUCAAAACCCAAACCUGACUCAGGUCUUGUUCUGGCCAGUCUGUUAGAAGAUUGACUCAGCAAGGCAGGGAAAUAAAGGUGUUUCUUUUUC